GGUGGCUGGAGGCUGCUCAUCCGAGGCUUUAACCGUACAAAGGGACUGCCAGGACCUGCGAGAACAGGCGGCGGCGCGGGCUGGGGCGCGGGGGCCGCACCAUGCGCCACUGAGCCGGGCGAAGCCAGGAGACCGAGUUCAGCGGCCCUAGGAGCACCAGCCAGGCGGCGAGGCGGCCACACGCCCCGAGCCAGCGACCCCCGGGCGACGCGCGGGGCCCGGGAGCGCAAUGACCGAGGCGCGAGCGGUGCGGGGCGCGCUCGCCAGCCCGCUGCGGGCGCUCUGCGUCCUGGGCUGCCUGUUGGGCCGCGCCGCCGCCGCGCCGUCGCCCAUUAUCAAGUUCCCUGGAGAUGUCGCCCCCAAAACGGACAAAGAGUUGGCUGUGCAAUACCUGAACACCUUCUACGGCUGCCCCAAGGAGAGGUGCAACCUGUUUGUGCUGAAGGACACACUGAAGAAGAUGCAGAAGUUCUUCGGCCUACCCCAGACAGGUGACCUCGACCAGCGCACCAUCGAGACCAUGCGGAAGCCACGCUGCGGCAACCCAGACGUGGCCAACUACAACUUCUUCCCCCGCAAGCCCAAGUGGGACAAGAACCAGAUCACAUACAGGAUCAUUGGCUACACACCUGACCUGGACCCUGAGACAGUGGAUGAUGCCUUUGCUCGUGCCUUCCAAGUCUGGAGUGGUGUGACCCCACUGCGGUUUUCCCGUAUCCAUGAUGGAGAGGCUGACAUCAUGAUCAACUUCGGACGCUGGGAACAUGGAGAUGGAUACCCCUUUGAUGGCAAGGACGGCCUCCUGGCUCAUGCCUUCGCCCCAGGCCCUGGUGUGGGGGGAGACUCCCACUUUGACGAUGAUGAGCUGUGGACCUUGGGAGAAGGGCAAGUGGUCCGUGUGAAGUACGGGAACGCCGACGGGGAGUACUGCAAGUUCCCCUUCCUGUUCAAUGGCAAGGAGCACACCAGCUGUACGGACUCCGGCCGCAGUGACGGCUUCCUGUGGUGUUCCACCACCUACAACUUCGACAAGGACGGCAAGUACGGCUUCUGCCCCCAUGAAGCCCUGUUCACCAUGGGUGGCAAUGCUGAUGGACAGCCCUGCAAGUUCCCGUUCCGCUUCCAGGGCACGUCCUACAACAGCUGCACCACCGAGGGCCGCACGGACGGCUACCGCUGGUGCGGCACCACCGAGGACUACGACCGCGACAAGAAGUAUGGCUUCUGCCCCGAGACUGCCAUGUCCACCAUUGGUGGGAACUCAGAAGGUGCCCCGUGUGUCUUCCCCUUCACCUUCCUGGGCGUCAAACGUGAUAGCUGCACCAGCGCCGGCCGCGGUGAUGGGAAGAUAUGGUGCGCGACCACAGCCAGCUAUGAUGAGGACCGCAAGUGGGGCUUCUGCCCCGACCAAGGGUACAGCCUGUUCCUGGUGGCAGCCCAUGAGUUUGGCCAUGCAAUGGGGCUGGAGCAUUCAGAGGACCCCGGAGCCCUGAUGGCACCCAUUUACACCUACACCAAGAACUUCCGCCUGUCCCAGGAUGACAUCAAAGGCAUUCAGGAGCUCUACGGGGCCUCCCCGGACACUGACGCUGGCACUGGCACCGGCCCCACCCCGACGCUGGGACCCGUCACUCCUGAGAUCUGCAAACAGGACAUUGUCUUUGAUGGCAUCUCUCAGAUCCGCGGGGAGAUUUUCUUCUUCAAGGACCGGUUCAUUUGGCGGACAGUGACACCACGUGACAAGCCCAUGGGACCCCUGCUGGUGGCCACCUUCUGGCCUGAUCUCCCAGAAAAGAUUGAUGCUGUAUAUGAGGCCCCACAGGAGGAGAAGGCUGUGUUCUUUGCAGGCAAUGAAUACUGGGUCUAUUCAGCCAGCACCCUGGAGCGAGGGUACCCCAAGCCGCUGACCAGCCUGGGGCUGCCCCCUGAUGUUCAACACGUGGAUGCUGCCUUUAACUGGAGCAAGAACAAGAAGACUUAUAUCUUUGCUGGAGACAAGUUCUGGAGAUACAAUGAGGUGAAGAAGAAAAUGGACCCUGGCUUCCCCAAGCUCAUUGCAGAUGCCUGGAAUGCCAUCCCUGAUAACCUGGAUGCCGUGGUGGACCUGCAGGGUGGUGGUCACAGCUAUUUCUUCAAGGGUGCUUAUUACCUGAAGUUGGAGAACCAAAGUCUGAAGAGCGUGAAGGUUGGAAGCAUCAAAUCCGACUGGCUGGGCUGCUGAGCUGGGCCCUGGCUCUCACAGGCCUGCCUCUCUGUCGCCUUCUGCUCACUGAGCUCUGAGCUCCAGGGAGGGACCCAGACAGGCCUGGCAGCCUUCAGCUCUGUAGUUAAUCAACAUUUCACCCCCACCUGGUAAUUUAAGAUUCCGGAGAAUGGCUCUGCCCUGUGCCCAAGGAAAGGUGCUGAGUGUAUCCUUCCCAGGUGCUCCUUCCCCCUCCGUCUCCCACCAGCCCUCCAGAGCCACCCCCAAAGAGAUGCUUUGAUAUUCUCAAUGCGGCCCUGCCUUGGGCUGCCCUGGUGCUGCCACACUUCAGGCUCUUAUCCCUCCACCACCUCUGUGGCUUACAGCACCUUGGGAGCCAACACAGAGAGACUGUCUCAAGAGGGCACUGGUGGCCCAACAGCCUGGCCCGGCCAUGGGCCAGUGGAAUGGGGCACGGCCACAUGGCCAUCCCGAACACUGGCUUCUCACUGCUGGUUGCCUUAGACCCUUCCCUACAUCAGCAGUUUGCUUUGUGUGCACUUUGUUCUUCUCUUCUGAUCUUUGUUAUUUUCCCACUUUGAAACUGAAUUUCCUGACGGAAGGACUCAGGUUGUCUGGAGUCACUGUACAAUGCAACUCAGCGCACAUAGCAAUGGUCCCCUUGUUCACUCUAUUUAGUGCAUCCCUACCCUGUCACUUCCUCCACUGGAUGGAGAAAAACCAAGCUGGCUCCCCGCUCAGCCCUCCCCUCCUCUCCCUUCAACAAUUCCCUAUGGGAAAUGUCAACAGUAUGAAUAAAGACACCAAUUGAG
This is a messenger RNA of Manis pentadactyla (Chinese pangolin), 3015 nucleotides long. It is a transcript of the gene MMP2, whose product is annotated as matrix metallopeptidase 2. Gene Ontology annotation, cellular component: extracellular matrix. The coding region runs from base 230 to 2221 and encodes 663 amino acids. The transcript has 13 exons. Gene Ontology annotation, molecular function: metalloendopeptidase activity; zinc ion binding. The record is from RefSeq and is a predicted model, not a curated record. Lineage: Eukaryota; Metazoa; Chordata; Mammalia; Pholidota; Manidae. Gene Ontology annotation, biological process: extracellular matrix organization; response to hypoxia; collagen catabolic process.